This is a messenger RNA of Apis dorsata (giant honeybee), 3964 nucleotides long. RefSeq names its product probable cation-transporting ATPase 13A3. NCBI's taxonomy places the organism in Eukaryota, Metazoa, Arthropoda, Insecta, Hymenoptera, Apidae. The coding region runs from base 265 to 3963 and encodes 1232 amino acids. Gene Ontology annotation, cellular component: membrane. The record is from RefSeq and is a predicted model, not a curated record. The transcript is spliced from 19 exons. Gene Ontology annotation, biological process: protein phosphorylation; polyamine transmembrane transport; intracellular calcium ion homeostasis. Gene Ontology annotation, molecular function: protein serine/threonine kinase activity; ATP hydrolysis activity; P-type transmembrane transporter activity.
UACAGGAGAGAUAUAGAAUGGCACAGUAUAGUCGAGUGCGUGGCGCGAAACAGCAGUGAAAAUUCUACGAAUAAAAAUUUAUUUGGAAUGCACGGAUCUGUGCACACGCCUUGGAUUACGUCCCCGUGAAGAUAAAGGGAUCGAAGUAGGAAAAAAGCUAAAUAUUUGACAUCGACAAACGGAAAUUCUCACUUGACGGCAUCUCAAGUUUAAGAAAAAAACUUGAGGAUUCGAAAGAAUCAUCAUUAGGAAAAGUUUAAAGUUAUGACAACAUCCAAUGGGAUAAAAAAUGAUCAAACAUCAUCAAUACAAUGGCAAAAAAUUCAUACUGGUCAAGAUGAAGAUAUGCGAGUUUAUGGAUUUAAAAAGAGCAAGUUAAAAAAUAUUCUGAUUUAUGUUUCUUAUAUAUUAACCCUUGGGUGGGUCAGAUUAUUCUUCCAUUGGUAUCCUCAAUUACAUCUUUAUGCUACCCAUAAAAAGUGUGCUUUAAAUUCUGCCACAAAAUUACUCAUAACUGAUAAUUAUCAAGGAAAAUAUAAAUCAUAUUUUGUAAAAGAUAUAAAAACUAUUUCAGUGAAGAAUAUCAGUUUGGAGAGCAAUGAUAAACAUCUUAUUGAAGAAAUUAAAUAUAAAAAAUUAAAAAUUAAUUUAGAAAAUGGCACACAGUGCGAGUUGUAUGAAUACAAAGCAUUUUGGUGUAAAAAACAAUGUUAUAUCUGGGACGUUACACAGAAUAAAUUCUCGAGAUUGGUAGGUUUAGACAAGUAUACACUAUGCUCGGAUCUUAAUCUUAGUAGCAAUCAUGGACUCUCUAAAGAAGAACAAUGCCUUAGACGAAUUGUAUACGGAAGCAAUGAAAUCGUUGUUCCUGUGCAAAGCAUAGGCGUAUUACUUUUGUUAGAAGUUUUAAAUCCAUUUUACAUUUUUCAAGUUUUCACUCUUUGUGUAUGGUUUGCAGAAGGCUAUUUGUAUUAUACUGCAGCAAUCAUAUGUAUGUCAUUGUUUGGAAUUAUAAGUUCUAUAAUACAAACUCGUAAGAAUCAAAUUAAUCUUCGUGGUACAGUGGCAUCAACAGAAACUGUUCGCGUGUAUAGAAAUUCUAAAGUAGUAGAAAACAUACCCAGUAGUGAUUUGGUACCGGGUGAUAUCAUAGAAUUACCUAAACAUCAAGCUAUUGUUGUUUGUGAUGCAGUAUUAUUAACUGGACAAUGCAUUUUAAACGAAUCAAUGCUAACUGGAGAAUCUGUACCGGUGACGAAAACUCCAUUGCCAUCUCAUCACAUUUUGUAUGAUUCUAAAGAAUGUUCUCAUCAUACAAUGUAUAGCGGUACCACUAUUAUCCAAACCAGAAGUUACGGCGAUCAUCCAGUUCUAGCUCGAGUUAUCCGAACAGGAUUUCAUACUAAUAAAGGUUCUUUAGUUGCGGCCAUUUUGUACCCACCUCCGGCAGAUUUUAAGUUUGAUCAAGAUUCUUACAAAUUUAUUGGCAUAUUAGCAUUUAUUGCAACAUGUGGUUUCAUCUAUACUAUUGUGACCAAAGUUUCCAGGGGAAUUACAGCCGGAGAUAUAGCGAUAAAAGCCUUGGAUAUAAUAACAAUAGUAAUUCCACCGGCAUUACCAGCUGCAAUGACGGUGGGAAAAUUAUACGCUCAAGUACGACUAAAACGAGCGCAAAUAUAUUGUAUUAAUAAUAGAGUUAUUAACGUAUCUGGUAGCAUAAAUUGCGUAUGUUUUGAUAAGACUGGUACUCUGACAGAAGAUGGUUUGGAUAUAUGGGGUAUUGUACCUUGCACAAACGGAAUUCUUGGUGAAUCAGAAAGAACUAUUCCUAAAUUAAAUGAUCAUCCUCUUUUUGAAGGAAUGUUAGUUUGUCAUAGUUUAACAUUAAUUGAUGGUGAACUCUGUGGUGAUCCUUUAGAUGUUAAGAUGUUUGAAAGUACCGGAUGGAUAUUAGAAGAGUUCAAUAAUGAACAUUCGCAUAAAUAUGAUUUUAUAGCAUCUACAAUUUUAAAACCACCGAAAAACAAUAAUUUUACACAAAAUAUGAAUGAAAUAUCAGAAAUCGGAAUAGUACAACAAUAUCAAUUUUCAAGCUCUCUUCAAAGGAUGUCUGUAAUAAUACGCAUUCUAGGUUCAGAUACAUACAAAGCCUAUACAAAAGGAUCACCUGAAAUAAUAUUUAGUUUAAGUAAACCCGAAACUAUCCCGAAAGAUAUAAUGAUUUCUUUAAAAUAUUACACGGAACAAGGUUAUCGAGUAAUAGCUAUGGGACGAACAGAAUUACCUGAAAAUAGUAAUAAAAUAAUGAAAUUACCUCGGGAUGCAGUUGAACAGAAUCUCGAAUUCCUAGGUUUAGUUAUUAUGGAAAACAGAUUAAAAAUACCAACUAUACCAGUUAUUAAAGAGUUAAGGACGGCUAACAUACAUAUUUUGAUGAUUACAGGAGAUAAUAUUCAAACUGCAGUAAGUGUUGCAAAAGAAUGUGGUAUUUUAUCAAUGCAAGAAUUUGUAAUAGAUGUAACUGUAGUUAUGGAGGAAAAUAAAUUACAACCUGAAAUUUAUUUUAAUGCUCAAGAAAUAUCGCCAAAAUUGAGUUUUCAUGAUAAAAAAUUUAAUAUAUCAGAAUUGAAAGAUAUAGAAAGAAAUAUAAACAAUAUUAAUUAUCGUUUCGCAUUGACAGGCCAGUCAUGGCAAUUAUUGCGUGAACAUUAUCCGGAUAUUGUGCCAAAAAUUUGUGUCCGUGGUGCAAUAUUUGCACGAAUGACAAGCGAUCAAAAACAACAAUUAGUUCUGGAAUUGAUGCAACUCGGUUAUUAUGUGGCGAUGUGUGGAGAUGGUGCUAAUGAUUGCGGUGCUUUGAGAGCUGCACAUGCGGGUAUAUCUUUAUCCGAAGCAGAAUCUAGUGUCGCCAGUCCUUUCACAUCCAAAAUACCAGAUAUAACCUGCGUUCCAAAAGUGAUAAAGGAAGGUCGCGCUGCUUUGGUUACAUCAUUUGGAAUAUUCAAAUUUAUGGUUACUUAUUCUUUGACAGAAUUUUUAUCCGUUAUUAUUCUUUACUCUAUCGAUUCAAAUUUGACAGAUUUAGAGUUUCUCUUUAUCGAUAUUUGUCUUAUCGUUAAUUUUGCUUCUUUUUUUGGAAAAACUCAAGCAUAUGAAAAGCAAUUAGUAAAAAAACCUCCUAUGACUAGUUUAUUAAGUUUUACAUCGAUUUUUUCUUUGUCUAUACAUAUGUUGAUAAUGACAAUUUUUCAAGGUAUAGCUUAUCAUAUGGUACGCACUUUUCCAUGGUUCACACCAUUUAUUUAUGACGAAAAAAUUGGAUACAUGUGUUAUGAAAAUUAUUCAGUUUAUUGUGUUUCUAUGUUUCAAUACAUAACAAUGGCUAUAAUAUUUUCACGUGGAAAACCAUAUCGCAAAGAAAUUUAUACAAAUAUUGCAUUCACGUUUUCUAUAAUUAUGUUAACCAUCAUUUGUACCUAUAUCACAAUUUAUCCUGCAAAUUGGAUAAUAAAUUUACUUCAAUUACUUGUACCUCCAAUGUUCGAUUGGAGAAUUAUUAUUUUAGUACUCGCUUUUACGAACUUUGUAGUUUGUCUUUUCGUUGAAUCAUUUGUCAUAGAUUAUUUAAUUGAGAGAAAAUUGAAAUCGAAAUUUUAUAAACCUGAGAAGUCUAAAAAAGAAUAUUUAAGAAUAGAACACGAAUUAAAGCAUAAUUUAAAUUGGCCAAUACUUAGUAAAGAAUUACCAAUGUUACCAUUAACACCGAGUGUAGAAAAUAUCAUUAAUGUAGCAUAUACAGAAGAACAACUUUAUGUUAAUAAAACAAAAAACAAUUUAAAAAGCAAUAAUUUUCAUGAAACAAUAGAAUCAUCUAAAAAAAAUAAUGACUUAUAUGCAUUUGAUAAUUAUACAUAUGUAGAUGAUGAAAUACCACAAAAUACAAAUAUGAUAACUAGAUUUUAAA